Molecule: messenger RNA, 720 nt
Organism: Diatraea saccharalis (sugarcane borer)
Lineage: Eukaryota; Metazoa; Arthropoda; Insecta; Lepidoptera; Crambidae
Source: the annotation of a GenBank genome assembly
AUGCCUUCCCGUCCUUCGCAUCUACAAGUGGAAGGACUUGUAGAAUUUUUGGAGCAAAAUCCAAAUAUUGCCAAGGGCUUAUUAAAGACGGCUCAAGGUAAAACCGAAACAAAAAGAAAGUGGGCUCAAAUUGCAGUCACUUUGAAUGCGCUCGGCGGAGUUAAUAAAGAUGGCCCCGGCUGGGCAAAAUAUUGGGCUGAAAAGAAAUGCUUGUUAAAGAAAAUGUGCAGCAAGCUUUCAGCUUCAUUAAGGCAAACGGGGGGAGGUACCACUGAUCUUCCACAAUUAUCCGAUAUGGAUAAGCGUUUUGUGGCAGUAAUGGGUGGACGAAGUUUUGCUUGUGGAGAUAGCCAGCUAGCUAUUAACCCUUUCCCACAAAUGCAUUUGACAUCAGAAACUGCAACAACUGCAGUAAUGGAGACACCACGAGACGUUGGAAAUGAAGUGCAAGUAGAAGUUCCCGAAGAAAUAGUUAUUGAAGUUCUGCCUUCUCCUUCCCCAACCGCAUCACAAGUUGUGCCUCCCCCUUUGUCACCAGAACCACUACCCACUUAUCCAAAAAUAGAUCGCAUGGCGCGGAUCGAGGAACGACGUGUAGAAGCUGAGAGAAUGACUGCUGAAGCACUAGCAGCCACUAGCAGUAGAAUUGAUAGGCUCGCUGAUGCAAUAUUGGAAGUGGCAGCAGCCUUAAAUAACAUUGCAAAUAAUUUGGCUUUGUGA